Molecule: messenger RNA, 1584 nt
Organism: Rosa chinensis
Lineage: Eukaryota; Viridiplantae; Streptophyta; Magnoliopsida; Rosales; Rosaceae
Product: dnaJ homolog subfamily B member 4
Exons: 3
Coding region: 356-1372 (338 amino acids)
Cellular component (GO): cytosol
Molecular function (GO): protein-folding chaperone binding
Source: RefSeq, a predicted model, not a curated record
AAUACACAAGAAUAACAAUGCCUUGACAAUCACAACCUUAAACAAAAACCAAAUUUCUCAGAGGAUCUAUUACAUCAUAGAUUCUCAUUCUCUCCAUUUUCCAAUAAAAUUCUGAAGCAGAGAAGAGAGACCAUUCAUCAACUGCAACUCCCAUAUUACCAUUUUCUUGUUUCUGGGUCUCUGACUAUUUCUGACCACCACCUGUUUGAUCUUUUUGCCUCGGAGAAAGACAGAGGUGGAUGGUGAUCUGGGUCCUUGUGAAAAGUUGUGGUUUUGAAGCAUUGAGUCUGAUCUGAUAUUGAUUUUUGGGAUUGGAAUUGUGGCUUUUGAUUGACAAUAUAGAAGGAGAUAGAGAAUGGGUGUGGAUUACUAUAACAUAUUGAAGGUGAAUAGGAAUGCUACAGAAGAUGAUCUCAAAAAGGCUUAUAGAAGGCUGGCCAUGAAAUGGCACCCUGAUAAGAAUCCCAAUGACAAGAAAGAAGCUGAGGCCAAAUUCAAGCAGAUCUCUGAGGCCUAUGAGGUCUUGAGUGAUCCUCAGAAGAGGCAAAUAUAUGAUCAGUAUGGAGAGGAAGGAUUGAAAGACAUGCCACCACCUGGAAGUGGUGGGUUCCCAUUUGGUGGUGGCUGCGGCAGUGGAUCAAAAGGAUUCAAUCCUAGAAAUGCAGAGGAUAUCUUUGCAGAAUUCUUUGGAAGUACUCCUUUUGGAUUUGGGUCAUCAGGCCCUGGUAGGUCUUCAAGAUUUGGGUCCGAUGGAGGAGGGAUGUUUGGGGGAUUUGGUGGAAGCAGCGAAAAUGUUUUUCGAUCAUAUAGUGAGAACGUUACACCAAAGAAACCACCAGCAGUGGAGAGCAAGUUGCCUUGCAGCCUCGAGGAGCUGUACACUGGUUCAACAAGGAAAAUGAAAAUCUCUAGGACUGUGGUUGAUGCAAAUGGACGUCAAGCGCCAGAAACAGAAAUACUAACCAUUGAUGUGAAGCCAGGAUGGAAAAAAGGAACCAAGAUCACAUUUCCAGAUAAAGGCAAUGAACAGCCCGGCCAGUUACCUGCAGACCUUGUUUUUGUGAUUGAUGAGAAGCCCCAUGACGUUUACAAGAGGGACAGCAAUGACCUCCUCAUUACAAGAAAGGUGUCAUUAGCUGAGGCAUUGGGUGGAACUGCAGUGCAUCUUAAAACGCUAGAUGGGCGCGACCUAUCAAUCCCGGUGACUGAAAUUGUAAGCCCUGGCUAUGAGCUUGUUGUUGCUAGGGAGGGUAUGCCAAUAGCAAAAGAGCCUGGAAAUAGGGGUGAUUUGAAGAUCAAAUUCGAGGUCAGGUUCCCUACAACAUUAACCCCGGAACAACGAGCUGGACUUAAACGCACCUUGAAAGGUUGAAAAAUGAAGAAUGAAGACUCUCCCAAAUUAGAUUGCAAACAGUUUGAAUAGUUGUGAAGUCACAUAGAAGAUGAAUGUUUAUAUUCUAGGCUAUAGUGGUGUAAGCUGUAUUCGUUUAAUAUCUGUCAAGCUGCACUAUGAGAAAUGCUGGCAGUUUGAACAAGUGCUGUUUGAUAUAUCUACUGAGUGAUCCCACUCCAUUCUUUGUUGUA